This is a messenger RNA of Xylaria bambusicola, 3291 nucleotides long. RefSeq names its product Sodium/hydrogen exchanger family-domain-containing protein. Gene Ontology annotation, biological process: sodium ion transport; vacuolar acidification; proton transmembrane transport. The transcript has 5 exons. The coding region runs from base 680 to 2671 and encodes 663 amino acids. The record is from RefSeq and is a predicted model, not a curated record. Gene Ontology annotation, cellular component: late endosome; fungal-type vacuole membrane; early endosome. Gene Ontology annotation, molecular function: sodium:proton antiporter activity. NCBI's taxonomy places the organism in Eukaryota, Fungi, Ascomycota, Sordariomycetes, Xylariales, Xylariaceae.
CAUGCCACGUCCCUCUCUUAUGUCUUAUCCAAACGACUGUCUGCUACGUAAUGCGAGGCCUACACAUAGUCUUGAAUUCUGAACUCUAAGUACCUAGGUAAGUACCACUACACUGGUGCCACAACGCUGGUUCAUCUUCUAAGUCCCAUUACUACUUACCUAGGUACUUACCUACCUUCGGUAAGCGUGCCUUAGGUAGGUGCCUAUAUACAGAAGGAAAUGUGGGGUACCUAUAUACUUAUACCUACCUAAGUACCUAGGUAGUAAUAGGUACACUAUCCGACACAGUAGUUUGGUUUGGCGCAGCGGCGCCGCAGCCUGAUGCUGCAACUCGCCGCCUACAGCCCGCAGCCCGCCGCCUUACAGCGACCGAUCAACUACCUAACUGCCCGAAAUUGUAAAGAUGAAAGCUGUCGAUAACCUACCACUAUCCAUACAUGCUAGUGUAGCCUUUCUACCUAGUCUAGUCGUGUCUCGAAUUGAAACUAUCAUUUUCACGCCUCUCCGCCUCUGCUGUCGUUAGCGACACUCUGAUCGUCAAAUGAUUCCAUCCUGCCCCGACAUUUGAUGCCUUGACAAGUCGCUGUCAUAGAGCUCCGGGUAAGGCGGAACCUGGAAGACGCAUUAUUUGCGCCGGCACUCGCUUCGACCUUUUUGAAUUCGCCGCGACCUCGCCAACAUGUUGUCGCAACUCGCCGGUUUUGGUCUGGAGCUUGCCCGACGUGCCGACGAAGAAUUAGACCCCGGUGACAAGGACUCGGGAGAGAAGGAAAUAACUUCAUCAUGGGCCCUCUUCAUUUCCAUCGUGCUUCUCAUAAUCGCCUUCUUCACCAGCUACACGCUGCAGCAGAAGAAGGUCCAGGCAGUGCAUGAAACCGUCAUUUCCAUCUUCGCUGGGAUGACCGUAGGCCUAAUCCUUCGAGUAACCUCCGACUCUGGCAUUCCCACCCUCAUCAGUUUCGACUAUCAGAUCUUCUUCAACCUCCUGCUUCCGCCGAUCAUCCUCAACUCCGGGUAUGAGCUGCAUCAGGGCAAUUUUUUUCGAAAUAUAGGCACCAUCUUAGUUUUUGCCUUCGCCGGCACGUUCCUAUCUGCUGUCGUCAUCGGGCUUCUGCUAUGGCUGUAUACACGGAUACCUCAAGGAUUUGACAUGACCUUUAACGACGCUAUAUCGGUGGGCGCGACUUUAUCUGCUACUGACCCUGUAACCAUUUUAGCCAUCUUCAACACCUACAAGGUCGAUCCGAAGCUAUAUACAGUUAUUUUUGGUGAAUCCAUACUCAACGACGCUAUCGCAAUCGUUAUUUUCGAGACGGCACAAGCAUAUAGAGGCGAGGAUGCUGGUGCCUACGGCUUUUUGAGCUUCAUCAAGGGUAUAGGCACUUUUCUACUGAGCUUCUUUGGCAGCUUAGGUAUCGGCGUCGUUGUCGGUGUUGGCACAGCACUGGUUCUCAAAUUCACCUACGUAAGGAGGUAUCCACAUAUCGAGACUUGCUUGAUUGUGCUGAUCACCUACGCGAGCUACUUCUUCUCACAAGCUGUGAGAAUGUCAGGCAUUGUUUCUUUGCUAUUUUGUGGCAUUACUUUGAAACAUUACGCCUACUUUAACAUGUCUCGGCGAACGCAGCUGAGUACCAAGUAUUUUUUCCAGAUUAUGGCCCAAUUAUCUGAGAACUUUAUUUUCAUCUAUUUAGGCCUGUCGCUGUUCACGGACAAUGAGCUGCAGUUUCAACCACUGCUUAUUAUCGUAACUGUAGUGUCUGUUUGUGCAGCGCGAUGGGUAGCAGUCUUUCCGCUAUCUAAAGCCAUCAAUUGGUACCAUCACUAUCGCGCCCGCCGUCAGGGUAGGGAAGUUAGCGAUGAACUACCCUAUAGCUACCAAGCUAUGCUCUUCUGGGCUGGCUUGCGUGGUGCUGUUGGUGUCGCCUUAGCGGCCCUAUUAUCUGGUGAUAAUUCCUACGCCUUGAAGGCUACAGUCCUGGUUGUGGUAGUGCUCACGGUGAUCAUUUUUGGUGGAACGACGGCUCGAAUGUUGGAGAUUUUAGGCAUCAGAACUGGUGUUGUAGAGGAGGUGGACAGUGACGAUGAAUUUGACAUUGAAGCAACCCCAGGAGGGUCGUACUAUAAAAGGUCUGGUACCGGCCUUGGAUUCAACCCACGACAAAGGAAUGGAUCUGUACGGAUGGACAGAAUGGAUGCUGCCAACGGUAGACGCAAUACAGGUCCUGAGCGAGGCAGUUAUGUGUCAGGACACCGCUCACCAAUGCCGCACUCGCGUGCAACAAGCUUAAGCCGGAAGAACUCGCGUCUGGGAGGAGGCGAUGAGCUGGAGAGAUCGGAUCUCCUUGGACAAGCUGCCAGCCUAACAGACUCGGAAGUUGGCAGCGAUAUAGAUACCUCGGAUCUCCCUCCACCUGCCCGCAGGUCACCAAGAAGCAGGUCAAGUCCUGAAUUGACAGCGAGCGGUGCAUCCGAAGAGGAAGGUGUAUUUUCAUACCCGACAUCAGGACAGAGACCUGCCCCCCCUCUUUCUACCAGGUCAGCAAUCAAGCAGCUAUUCACGACGCAAGAUCCUCAGGCUCUAUUCCGACAACUUGAUGAGGAUUAUAUCAAACCAAAACUGUUGUUAGACGGAAACAACCAUACUGAAGGUGGUGCUGGACCCAGCUAAUCGGAUACCAGGUCUAGGGAUAGGUCACGGGAAAUUCAAAUGAGCAUUGAGUGUAUUAGGUGUACGUAAUAUAUACUUGGGAAUAUAGAACUAGGCCUCCUGAUCAUUCAUCUGGAGUUCAGGUUUCAGGUAAACCGCAUCCGAGUCCAUGUCAGCUAUUUUAUCUUGCCUUCAUACCUACCUAAUGAUUAGUCAGCUCAUCGUUGCACCUAGUUGCGUCGACAUGACGAGACAGCGAUAUUAAGCUGAAACUUAAUCCUUAGCCGGUUCGCUUUCCCGAUUGCUCAUUAUUCACCAUACCUCGUAAGAUGCGAGACUUCGUCUAAAUGCUGCUGAGAGAGUGAUAGACCUGUUGGCUGUGGCUUUCGAUGGAGCGAUGGACAGAAGCUGGUAGGUAUAUGUAGGGCUUUCAAUGGCAGUAGGUAGUGAUUUGAGAUACGGCGAGACUACAAGAUCAGCGCAGUGAAAAGGGGUCACUCCGCGUUAUGACUCCAUCGGGACCUUACCUAGCUGAGGUAUGAUUUCAGAGAGCCACGUCACAGAUGCCAAGCAGUUCAUACGACAGGUGCAUGCCAGCUGACAGCCACUACCUAGGUACUGUGUACCUACUUAAUUACGUC